Chenopodium quinoa (quinoa) is the source of this 3754-nucleotide messenger RNA. RefSeq names its product probable linoleate 9S-lipoxygenase 5. The coding region runs from base 958 to 3549 and encodes 863 amino acids. The transcript has 10 exons. Gene Ontology annotation, biological process: lipid oxidation. Lineage: Eukaryota; Viridiplantae; Streptophyta; Magnoliopsida; Caryophyllales; Amaranthaceae. Gene Ontology annotation, molecular function: oxidoreductase activity, acting on single donors with incorporation of molecular oxygen, incorporation of two atoms of oxygen; metal ion binding; protein binding. The record is from RefSeq and is a predicted model, not a curated record.
ACAAGACAAUAGUGAAGACAAAGAGGUCCUAUAGGGAUCGGAGCGAGAGAAGCAAUAUUGAAGGGAAGAGUAUGGUAGACUUGUCACAAGAAAGUAAAUACGGAGUACGAAUAAGAAAAAACCUAUUGAAACUAAAAUGAACAAAUAAAUAAAAACAAUGUCAAGGUAAGGCAUGGUUUGGAUCCAAGUAUAUAUAUACAUUUUUUUUUUUAUAAUUUGUCCCACGCGUAUUCAAGUCUAGUUAUAUCAUACACAAUCAUGUCUAAAUGUCUAAUACGAAAUUACGGAUACAAUAAUUAGACCCUAUUCUUUUGAGCAUAGUAGAACAGGUGUCAGCAGAUCAAUUAACCACAGCAACUCAAAAGAUCGAACAGGACCUUAAAUGAUUUUUUUUUUUUUUUUUUUUUUUUUUUUUGGUGUUUAGAGAGCCACAAGAAUGAGUGAUGAAAAUCGAUCUCAAGAUCGACUGGAAUCAAGAGGAAAUCUCUAACCACAUGAUCUAUCCCUCGCUCUCUCACAAGACCUUAUAUGAUGCGCCCACCACCCCACACACACUUUCCACCUUAUCAAUCCUCAUGAAAACCAACAGCAAAUAAAAAUAUCAAAAAGACAAUGGAUUGCAUAUUUAUUACUCGUACAAAGGAAGUAUGUAACAAAUUAAAAAAAAAUGAUGGGCAUACAUACCAAUCUACAUCAUCUUAAACUGCAUGCACUGCCGUGGUAAGGUCAUUCAUAUUAAUCACAUUUUCUCCAUAUCAAUAAAUUUAGGCACCUACUUUUUCCCUUAUAAAUGCCCCUUCAUUUUUUUAAUUUCUUUCAUUUGAAAAACCCACCACCUUUCCAAAAUCAUUCAAACAACUAUAUUUAUAAUUUUACCAUUUAUAUAUACAUAUUCACCAAAAGAAUUAAAAAUUUAAAACCCAUAUCUUCCAAAAUAACAAAAAAAAAGGGGGCAAAAUGUUUCAUAAUAUUAUAGAUGCAAUUUCAGGAGAUAGUAGUAGUAACAAGAACAAGAAGCAAAUAAAUGGAAGAGUAAUAUUAAUGAAGAAGAACGUGUUGGAUUUUAAUGAUUUUAAUGCAUCAAUUCUUGAUAGAUUUGAUGAAUUGCUUGGUAAAAAGAUGUCAUUUCAGCUUGUUAGCUCUAUUAAUACCGACCCAGGCAAUGAAUCGAAAGGAAAACUAGGAAAGCCUUCAUAUCUAGGAGAUUGGCUCAAAAAUUUCACUGGUUUAACACCCGGGGAGUCAGCAUUUAAUAUUACUUUUGAUUGGGAUGAGGACAUUGGCGUUCCUGGCGCAGUAAUCAUAAAGAAUGAACAUCACAGUCAAUUUUACCUGAAGUCUGUCACCUUAGAAGACAUUCCUGAUUGUGGUAAAAUCAACUUUGUGUGUAACUCGUGGAUCUACCCAACUAAUCGUUACAAGAAGGACCGUAUUAUUUUCAGCAAUAAGACUUAUCUACCUGAUGAAACACCUGCACCUUUAAGCAAGUAUCGUGAAGAAGAGCUUGAGAUAUUAAGAGGAACCGGGGAAGGAAAGCUAGAGGAAUGGGAUCGUGUUUAUGACUAUGCAUACUACAAUGAUCUAGGAGAUCCGGAUAAAGGUCCCAAGUAUGCUCGUCCUGUACUUGGAGGAUCUGCUGAAUAUCCUUAUCCUCGGAGGGGAAGAACAGGCCGUCCCCCAACAAAGACAGAUCCUAAAACUGAGAGUAGACUUCCACUUCUAAAGGGUUUAGAUGUAUAUGUUCCAAGAGAUGAGAAAUUCGGACACAUAAAGAUGUCUGAUUUCCUGGGUUAUGCGCUUAAGUCCUUAUCCCAGGACUUUGCUGUUGGUCUUGAGUCUAUAUUCGACAAGGAUCGCAAUGAGUUUGACAGUUUCCAAGAUGAACUGGAUCUGUAUGAAGGAGGAAUUAAGCUACCACAGGGUGAUCUCAUUGAGAAGCUAAAGGAUAGCAUCCCAUUUGAAUUAGUAAAAGCUUUCCUUCAAACUGAUGGUGCUCCACUUCUAAAAUUUCCAAUGCCUGAUGUAAUCAAAGAGGAUAAGUCAGCUUGGAGGACUGACGAAGAAUUUGCAAGAGAAAUGUUAGCUGGUGUAAAUCCUCUAGCCAUUCGUCGUCUUGAGGUCUUUCCUCCUGUUAGCAAGCUUGAUCCCAAAUUAUAUGGAAACCAAAACAGUUCAAUCACCAAAGAACACAUCCAGAAGAGCCUUGGUGGAUUGUGUGUAGACGAGGCAAUUAAGAAAAAUAAGCUAUUUAUUCUAGAUCACCACGACACUUUGAUGCCAUUUGUAAGGCGAAUAAACUCCACUCCUUCAAAGAUCUAUGCCACCAGAACAGUUCUGUUCUUACAAAAUGACGGAACUCUGAAGCCUUUAGCUAUCGAGUUGAGUCUACCACAUCCUGAAGGUGAUAAAUUGGGUGCCAUUAGCAAGGUGUUUACACCUGCUCAUGAUGGUGUUGAAGGUUCGCUUUGGCAGCUUGCCAAAGCUUAUGUUGCAGUUAAUGAUUCUGGCCACCAUCAACUCAUCAGCCACUGGUUGCUAACUCAUGCAGUGAUCGAACCCUUUGUGAUUGCAUCAAAUAGGCAACUGAGUGUGCUUCAUCCAAUCCACAGACUUCUGCACCCUCAUUUCCGUUAUACUAUGGACAUAAACGCAGUAGCAAGACAAGUACUUCUUAAUGCUGAAGGACUCCUUGAGAAAACUGUAUUUCCUAGACAGUAUUCCAUGGAGCUGUCGUCAGCAGUGUAUAAGAGCUGGGUUUUCACUGACCAAGCCGUUCCUAAUGAUCUCGUUAAAAGGGGGGUUGCUGUGAAAGACGCUCAUAGCCCUCAUGGCUACAAACUACUGAUAGAGGACUACCCAUACGCCGUUGAUGCACUAGACAUCUGGUCAGCAAUUGAGACGUGGGUGAAAGAAUAUUGCUCAUUCUACUACAAGUCCGAUGACAUGAUCUGUAAAGACAUAGAACUACAGUCAUGGUGGAAAGAAAUCCGAGAAAAAGGCCAUGGUGAUAAGAAGGAUGAGAAAUGGUGGCCAGAUAUGAAGACAUUUAAUGAACUAACACAGACUUGCACCACCAUUAUAUGGAUUGCUUCAGCCCUCCAUGCUGCAGUCAAUUUCGGGCAGUACCCUUAUGCCGGGUACCACCCAAAUCGCCCAACUGUCAGUCGGAGGCUCAUGCCAGAGCCAAACACUCCAGAGUAUGAAGAGCUUGAGAAAAAGCCGGACAAUGUAUUCCUAAAGACAAUUUCAAACAAGUUCCAAAGUGUGUUGGGGAUUUCACUUAUAGAGCUUUUAUCUAGACAUCCUUCUGAUGAGAUCUAUCUUGGGCAAAGGGAGACCAGAGAGUGGACUGCAGAUACCAAACCAUUAGAAGCAUUUGAGAAAUUCGGGAAAACUUUGGAGGAAAUCGAAGACAAGAUUGUAGAGAGGAACAAAGAUGAGAAACAGAAGAAUCGAGUUGGUCCAGUGAAGAUGCCAUACACAUUGCUUUAUCCUACGAGUGAUGCAGGACUCACUGGCAGGGGAAUUCCUAACAGUACAUCAGUCUGAAGUAUGUGAACUGGAUUUAUUUUAUCUCAAGCAUGUAGCUUGACAAUUGUGUACAGCUACUUCGUUUGUUAGAUUGCCUGAAUUCUUCUAGAAAGAUUCUCUGGCCGUUAUUUUCUUUUCAGUGUAAUAAAGCUAGGCUUUGUCUUAUUGUAUAUAUAAGGUGCACUGUAUGCUUGCAGCUGGUAAUGAGAAAUGAUCAAUUUAU